GGGGGCUGAUUUGGUCUCAAACAGGACGGGGUAAUAGAAUCCAGGUGAUGGUGUGGCCGUGGGAUGUCGGAGUUUCACUGUUGACUAAUCGUUUUGAAAUUCCACCAACCAUUUUUGUCUGCAAAAUAUCUUGGUUACCCAAAUGAAGAACACAAAACUCCUUCGCGCUUCCGCCAGAAUCAGCUAACAAAAGAGCAUCAUUGUUGGGUGUGUGAAGUUCGAAAACAUGGACAUGACGGAGGAAGAGUUGGCGUGUAGGAAGAAGGUGAUGAUCGCCAUUGAUGAAAGCGAGUGUAGUCACUACGCGCUCAAGUGGGUACUUGACAAUCUUCAUGAUUCUCUCUCCACGUCGUCGCUCAUCAUCUUCACAGUUCAGUCAAUAGCUGAUUUUUCUUACCUCCCUGCGGCAUCGCCCGGUUCUGCUCGCAUGUUCUGUCCUCCUUCUACCAAUAUAGAAUUGAUUAAAUCCGUCCAAGAACAUCAAAAGAAGGUUGCUUUGGCUCUCUUGGAAAAGGCUAAAGGCAUCUGUGCUAGCCAAGGGGUAAUUGCAGAGACAAUUACAGAAGUUGGUGAUCCUAAAGAGGCCAUAUGUCAUGCAGUGGAUAAUCUCAACAUCGAUCUACUUAUUUUAGGUAGCCAUGGACGGGGAGCUCUCAAAAGGGCAGUCCUAGGGAGUGUGAGCAACUAUUGUGUUCAUAAUUCUAAAUGCCCGGUUCUUGUAGUGAAGAAACAAGGGAAUAAAGUUUGAUUCCAUUACCCACUUAAAAUGAUUUGGUAAAAAUAUCUAUAGUCCCUGUGCAUGUGUUGUUUGAUGUAGUUGACAUUGUAAUAAAUCUAAAGAAAAAGACAGAAGCUAAGACUUUAUGAAUGGAGUAAGUGAAGUCCAUUUGAAUUUGACUGUUAAAUAUUUUUUGUUU
This is a messenger RNA of Nelumbo nucifera (sacred lotus), 917 nucleotides long. RefSeq lists its product as uncharacterized. Lineage: Eukaryota; Viridiplantae; Streptophyta; Magnoliopsida; Proteales; Nelumbonaceae. The record is from RefSeq and is a predicted model, not a curated record.